This is a messenger RNA of Plasmodium adleri (nom. inval.), 2676 nucleotides long. Its product is annotated as RNA-binding protein, putative. The transcript has a single exon. The record is from RefSeq and is a predicted model, not a curated record. Lineage: Eukaryota; Apicomplexa; Aconoidasida; Haemosporida; Plasmodiidae. Bases 1 to 2676 code for a protein of 891 amino acids. Gene Ontology annotation, molecular function: RNA binding.
AUGGGAAAGUAUAGUAUGAGCAGAAAAGGAGAAUAUAGCGCUGAAAGGAGAUAUCAAUAUAGAGAUGAAAAAUAUGAAAAAUAUGAAAAAUCUGAUAACACUAGUUAUGGAACCAAAUUAGAUAGCCAUAUGAAAGAGAAAAGUAGUUAUUAUAUGAAUGAAGGUCGUAGACAUGACUUAUCAAGAAGUAGAGAAGAAAUGACAGGAGGUAUAGGAAGAGAAGGUCAUAAAAAUGACAAUAUGUAUAAUAAUAAUGACAGAAGAAGAGGAUCUAUUGAAAAUUAUGAGAGAAGGAGAAAUGAAGAAAAUUAUCCUGGUGAUAGGAAUAGAAAUAUUUCAAAAAGUAGAAGAGACUAUCAUCGAGAUGCUCCAUCAAGAGAAAGAUGUUAUAGUAAUAGAUCACAAAGAAGAAAUGUGUCUGUAGAUAGAAAAAGAGGAAGUAUGUAUGAUAGGAAUAAUGAUGAUAAUGUUUAUGAAAAAAAAGCCAGAUAUGAAAGGGAUAACCACAACAACAAUAAUAAUAGUUAUAAUAAUAAAAAUAAUUAUAAUGAAAAUAAAUUUUCUGCUGAUUAUGAAAAUAGAGGAAGGAAUGAUAGAAUGCAUAUGAGAAGACAUUCGAGAGAUGAAAAAGAAGGCAGAAGAUCAUAUCAAGAACAUUAUGAAGAAAAUAAACAUAGAGAAAAUAAUUAUGAAGGGUAUCGACAUGAAGGAAAUCGUAAGGAAGGAUAUCAUAAUGAAGGAUAUCGACAUGAAGGAAAUCGUAAGGAAGGAUAUCAUAAUGAAGGAUAUCAUAAUGAAGAACACCGACAUGAUAAGUAUCGACAUGAAAAGUAUCAACGUGAAGGAUAUCAUCCCCAUAAAGAAUUUCAUCAUAAUGAAAACCCAUAUUAUAAAAAAGAUUUUUCUCACAGGAUACCCCCUACUGGUGCAAUAAGAAGAGAAAGAGGAAGAGACUUUCGAAGCCAUGCCUAUAAAAAAAUAGGUGCAUGUAAAAUAUUUGUAGGAAAUAUUUCAAGUAAUGCAAGAGAAGAAGAUGUUAGAAGAAGAUUUGAGCAAUAUGGUGAUAUUAUGCAUAUGCAAUGGAAAAGAAGAUUUGCAUUUAUUGAAUAUUAUAAAGCUUCACAUGCAUUAAAUGCAUUAGAAAAAGAAAAUGGGAAAAUGUUUUUUGGUGAAGAAUUAAGUGUUCAAGAGCAUCAAUAUAAUAUGAAUUCAUAUGGACAUAAGAAUGAUAAUAGAACACAUUUCAAUUUUAAAAUGUCUAGAAAUUAUUCACCAACAAAUUUUGGUAAUGAAUCUAUUGAAAGAAGGAACUCAUUAAGAAUUGUUGUAAAAAAUAUUGAUGAAAAAGCUAGCUGGCAAGAUCUUAAAGAUUUUGGUAGAGAAGUAGGUUCAGUGAGCUAUGCAAAUAUAGUAGAAGAUUAUCAUAGUAAGGAAAAAUAUGGAAUUAUUGAAUUUUAUAAUCAUGAGAAUGCAAAGGAUGCUAUUAAUAUAUUGAAUGGAAAAAAAUUUUAUGGAAAAUCUGUAGAUGUUAUAAGAUAUAACGACUCAGAUUUAAGUACACGAUAUAAGAAUAAAGAGAGAGGUCAAAAUUAUGUGAGAGCAGAUAAUGAUCAAUAUAGAGAAAGUGAAAGAUAUAUUCGUGAAGAAAGACCCUAUAAUAGAGAUAAAUUUACUUUUGAUCGAAUGAAUCAUAGUAGUAGGCAUAACUUUUAUAACAGGGGAAGGAAUAUUCGAAGAAAUAAAUAUUUUAGAAGAGAUGAUAAUGAGGAUAAUAAAAGUGAGAUUGAUGAAAGAAAAAAAUAUAGGAAAAGUUCAAGAAGUAUGAGUAUAAUUAAUAGGGAUAAUACCUAUGAUAGAAAUGUUAGUCAUCGAAAUGGAAAUAUGAAAGAUGAUAGAGAUGAGGACAUAUAUUAUGAAAGAGAUGAUGAAGAAAAGAUGAUCAAUGGUAAGAAUAAAAGAAUAUUAAAUUCAAGUGAAGAGGGUUGUGAACAUGCAAAUGGUAAUAAUACAAAUGAUGAUAUAGAUAAUGAUCAAAAGAAUAUUAAAAAUGAAAAAGAAAAGGAAGAGGAGGGAGAUCAGAAUAUUUCUUCUUUAAAAGAUAGUCAAAAUAGGAAUGAAAAUUUGGAUCAUGAUUAUGAGAAUGAUGUAGAAAGUGAUAGGGGGAAAGGAAGAAAUAUAAAAAGUAAAAACAAAUAUGAAAAUGAAAAAAAUGCAAAAACAAAAAAUGAAUUAUAUGAUGAUAUAUCUGAAAUAAAAUUAGGUGAUGGAAGUGUAUGUAGGAGUACUAAAGAUAUAGAUGAAGAAAAUUAUAAUAAUGAAGAAACAAAAAAUAUAAAGGAUGAAUUUUUGGUUGAUCAAAAAAAUGAAGAAGAAGGAUAUGAUGAUGAUACAUAUACAAGUGAAAGAGAUAAGAGUGUGAAUGAAAAAAUUAUGAAAGAAGAAUAUAUAAAUAAAGAUGAUAUAUUAGAAAAAAAUGAUAAUAUAAAUAUGUCAAAUAAAAAAACAAGAGUUAUAAAAAAAACUACUACAAAAAAAAGAAUUACAAGAGUUUCAGAGGAAUCAACUACAAAGGUAGAUACAAGAGAAAGUGGUGAAGAUGAUCUUAUAGAAAAUGAAGAAUGGUCAGAAUCAAAAAAAAUAUGUGUAAUUAAAAAUAAUUCCCCACAUAAUGAUUAA